CAGAGAGAACUAAAAAUGGUGAUUCUUCAUAUAAAAAGGGGUGACGAAAGCCAAUUUUUAUAUGAAACGGACGUGAAUAAUACAGUUGACGAUGUUGUUGCUGAUAUUGUAGCUAUAUACAACGGAAGGUUAAAAGUGACAAGAAUCUGCUACGAAAUGGAAGAAUUGCAGAAGCAUGGUACAUCCUUACCGCAAGAAAUGCAAGGAUUGACAGAGGAUCAAAUAAAAGAAUUAAAACUGGAAGAUCCUUGGGCUAAGCGUUGUGCUCCGGCUGAGUAUAUUAUAUCAAAAGAUGAGAUGGGACGCCGAUGUGGACUGGCACCACCGCCUCAUCUCCAAGAUGUAUUAAAGAAAGCUGCGGAAGCAGCGAAAGAAUUUAUUAGCAAGAAACACGUUGAUCUUCGCAAGUGCUUGACCCAAAAAGACGUAUGCCGAGCCCUUGAUGAGCUUCGAGGGGCUACAAAGAUCGUUUUCCCAGCCGGUCUACCACCUCACGACCCUGUUCGGAUGGAGCAAGAUAAUGUUGAAGAUCUGUCUGGAACUCAAGCAGCUAAUGAGGUCAUCGACCCGUCUCGAGCGUGCCUCUGGGCGUGUGGAAAGAAACUACUCAACGGUAACAAGUUGAGCGAUCACUUAGGUAAAAAUGACAAAUCCAAGGUGACAGUCAAAUUAUGCUCCUCAUCUGAAGGAGCUCCUGGAAGAGAACCCAUUAUGACUGAAGAAGAGAGAAAGCAACUCAUGUUGCAGGCAUACAGAAAACAAGAGGAAUGGAAGAAAUUGGAACAGGACGAUGACGAUAACUAUCUGAACUCGAAAUGGGCUGACGGUCAAAAUUUAAAACGUCAAUUUCAUGGCUUAAACAAUAUUUCAUGGAAACCUCUGAUGAAGAAAUAGUAACACCG
Messenger RNA from Vanessa atalanta (red admiral), 902 nucleotides. Its product is annotated as cilia- and flagella-associated protein 298-A. The coding region runs from base 16 to 894 and encodes 292 amino acids. Gene Ontology annotation, biological process: regulation of cilium movement. The record is from RefSeq and is a predicted model, not a curated record. Lineage: Eukaryota; Metazoa; Arthropoda; Insecta; Lepidoptera; Nymphalidae. The transcript has 4 exons.